This is a messenger RNA of Apis cerana (Asiatic honeybee), 7738 nucleotides long. RefSeq lists its product as uncharacterized. The record is from RefSeq and is a predicted model, not a curated record. NCBI's taxonomy places the organism in Eukaryota, Metazoa, Arthropoda, Insecta, Hymenoptera, Apidae. Gene Ontology annotation, cellular component: plasma membrane.
GCGAGAGUCAGUGCAAUUCGCGACGCGACGCCCUUCGUUCCCUCGAUCCGCGUUCAAGGGGUGGAUCGAGCCGCGAUACUCGAGGGCCGAGCUCGAUACCCGAGGCUGGCCAGUGUUCACGUGCCGGGAAAACUGCAACACCUUUGCGCGUUGCCAUCGUCAAGUGCUCGACGAACGAGAAGAGAAUGAAAAGAGAAUGAAAGAUUUAUUUGAAACUCGCGUUCACGUGCGUUCGCGUUGCUCAGUGAGACGUUCGAAGGAGAAUUCCGUUUAGAAACGAAUCUGUCUAUAUGUGUCCUCGUAUACUUUCUUGCUCUCUAACGAAUCGUCCGGGGAAAUCGAUCCUUUCGCUUUUAUCGAACGAUUCCGCGAUUUCUUACGGGUCUACGUUUCGCUCGUGAGAAUAGAAAAUGUGCCGAAUCGUGUGUGCUCGAUAGAAAACGUGUACGAUAAAUGGAGUAACGAUUUUCAGCCUUCACCGAUCCGUCCGUGUUCGGAUCAUCGAUCCCAAAGGCCGUGGCGAUCGUUAGUUUUUCGUAAUCGCAUGAAUCUUCGUAUGGCGCGACGCCACUGCCUCUCCCGUUCCGUCGGAGGAUGUUGGAAAAAUUGAAAAUUAUGCAAACAUAAUUUCCAUCGUGGCGCUCGGUUUUGCGUCCACGCUCGCGCCACAGGCGUACAACCCGUGUAUGCGUCGCCCCGCAAAGUUCACUGUCAUCGGAGUAGCGACCGACGUAGUUUCAAGUAAAUUUUUCGACCAUCUCCCUUCUUCUUUCUCCCACCGUCUCCACCUUCCCCCGAUUUCGUUUCAAACGAAAUCAAUUCGAUCAAUUCUCCGCGGAAUACCGCUUAUUUGUUUCUCGCCUCCUUCUUCUCUUCAAAUUUAUCGAGUCUCGCCAGUUAACCUUUCCCUUUCCCCUUUCUCUCGCUCCGUUUCUCGGUAAGCACCGAGAUCGUGGACUUCGAAAUCCCAUUCGAGGUUCGAUCUCGCGCGAGCGCCGACCUCGGAUCGGAACCUCUCCCAACGAGCGAAGAAACUUGGAAAGUUUUGUUUCUCGCAUCCCCCUCCGUGUGCCACCCUCUCGAGCGUUUCUCGAGCGUGUUGUCGCGAAGCAAUUACGGGCCUCGAUGUUUAUUUCGAAAUGAGGAUUUGCGAGGCCCGAUCCCCGCUGCAAAUCUGUGCCGUUAAAUGAUUUUUAAUCGAGGCCCAUUAAGCGGAGUGCAUCAAAAUUACAUGAAUAUUUACGCCGCGGCUCUCGACGAAAUUACGUUUUAAACGAUCCGCCGGCCCCCAAUGAAAAUUGCAUAUUAAACGUCCUCCCUCCUCGGUAUAAUGUAAACUGAUUUGCGUAAGUAAGUCGCGUUACGAUCGAUUAAUUAACAACACUGCAACAACGAGAGAAGUGCUCGGUCGAGAUUUUUCCCUGAUCAAUCGGAAUACGUUCGAACGGGGGGGCAGGCUCCCGAAGGAACGUUCGAAUCAUUUUUAUUUCGAGCUAUCGUUCUCUACGUACCACGUUAUUAACGCGUGUUGAACCCGUGCCGCUCCAUGAAUAUGAAUCGUCGCCACCACGCUAAUGCAACGCCACUGGAAAUCCCCUGCCCACCCCGCACGUCACCGCCGUGAUUACAUAAUUUAUCGCGCAGUCGAGGAUGCAUCGCCAGAUGGCCGGACCGCUACCUGGAGGAAAAAAUAUUUCGAGCCCUCGAUCUGUGCAGCGAAGGUAACAAGAGCACGGACAAAAGGCCCCACGGAGGACGUUUCUCGAACGAAAAUCACGGAUUGAACCGAGGUCGAAGCGCAGAGGUGUUCGCGCAGAAACAUCGGAUCGUGACACGCCUUUGUGAAGGCGUCACUGGUGCCGAGAGCUCGCGGAUUUCUCAUUCACGUUGAUCGUGCACGCGUAUGAAACGAAAAGAAAAAAGAAAGAAAAGGGGUGGAGAUAGCGAGAACACAGAGACACCCGGUGCAAAUCAAAAACUGGCGCGGAAAUGAAGAUUCUGCAGCGAUGAAAAGUGACUCGGGUCGCGAACUUCUUCGCCGUUCGUGAAAAACAGGAACAGGCGGAAGAGAUAGAAAUAAAAUCGAAGACACGGCGGAUCGGUGCGCGAUAGAAGGGGAGAGGAGCGCCGGGGAAGACGAUGGGUGAAGAUGAUAUUAAGGCAGAGGACUGAUUGAAAACGUGGGAAAUGGCGAUUGUCGGGGCUGUUAGUGAGAUGAGUGCGACACGUUUGAGUGUAUGGUUCGCCGCUGUUCUGUUCGUUGCUACGACUCUCGUCGAUUCCCAGGUCACAUGGACGCCGAUCUACGUGGGCACCUACAGUCAAGUGGACCUUUGGACGCAAACGACGAACGGGUGCGCGUGCAGUUUUAAUUCGUCCAGCAACGAAUGCGCGUGCUGCGUCCCAUCCGGAGGAUGCAGUUGCGGAGCCGCGUCGCCGGACAGAUGUGCUCAGUGCGGGUUGGAGCAAUACUGCGCCAACAUGUGCAACAUAACGCUCGACAGCAGACAGUUGUUCAGCAAAUCGGAUCGUGGAUUUGGCCAAAUAAAGUCGCCAUCCCUUGAAGGGCCGUCGAGGUGUACCUACAGAUUUGUCCCGGACACAGGCCAAAGAGUCGAGUUGCAGAUCUAUCGACUGAUCUCUAUAGGACGGCACAACGGUACCGCAUGCGAGGGUGGUUGGUUGCAGCUCGAAGGAGGUGGACGAGUUUGCGGCCCCAACGAACGCUUCGAUCGACCUGUCGUGCUGUUCUCCGACAAAUCAGUCCCGAUACUCCACAUGCAGAUAAACGAGAGCACGACGAGGUCCCAAUUCCUCGCGUACUUCAGUUUCUCGUCGAAGGCGAGCGUGUCCGUUGGUUGGCCGGUAAAAGGCGGAGAACCGAAGAACAACACUGAAUGCGAUUGGGUUUACAAGGACACCGAUUGCCUGGAUGGAUGCGUGUUGGCCAGCCCCGGAUAUCCUGGCCUAUAUCCACCCAACAUUCGGUGCCUCUACUCAAUUACUUCCGGUCCCCGGAUGUCCAUCGCGAUUAACUUCACUGCUGUACUUCUGCCCGAGAAGCACUGCACGAGCGACUACAUAGCCGUAUACUCGGGCUCAACAACGUCGAGUCCCCUUCUGAAGAUGCUCUGCUUCAAGAACAAAACGUCGUUGACGUACAGCGGCCGGAAACUGUUGGUCGAGUUCAGAACGGGGCCGGAAGUGCCGCCUUUCGAUUACAACGGCUUCGUAGCGACCCUUAAUUUUAUAGAAAUCACCACGGAAGCUCCGACAACGGUUACCACGGAUAUCACGAAUAAAAGUGUGGAUACGACGAAACCGAUCAACGGUGGUGGUGGCUACAACGUGGUGUACAACAAUCGCGAUCUCCAGGAUCAUCGUAAAGAUCAAGGCUCGAUAUCCGGAAGCUGUGACCUCGAGGUGAAUGGCGAGAAAGUCAGGGCUGGCCACCACGACACCAGAGGGAAACUCAAGUCCACUACGUGCAAGCUCGUGCUUCAUGGACGUGCUUACGACACUGGACACGUCUCGUUGACCAGUUACAAUCUCAGCGCCCAGGCUUGCCAAUCUUCGAUCGAAAUAUUCGACGGCCCCUCCGAAGGUACCGCGAAAUCCCUCGAGAGAAUCUGCAGUCCUGUACAGCGGCCUCCGUCGGAAUUCGUGCAACAAGAUACAUACGUCGAGCCGAAAAGGUACUCGUCUAAUGGCAGAGAUAUGACGGUCGUUCUGAAACGAGCAACGAACAGCCCCACCGACGAGGAAUACAUGGACGUCUCUUAUUACUUCCACGAUGAACGCGAGGGUGGCACUCAACAGCCGGCCAGCGUGUGCGACGUCGAAUAUUACGGACUCACGUCACCGGUGAAAGGUUCCGUGGUGCAUCCGGAUCCUUACCGAUUAUUCGCCAUGGAGAGGCCAAUAAAAUGCAGGCAGCACUUUAUCCCAGCGGCUAAUCAGUCGGUCAUCAUACGCGUGGAGAGCAGUUUGAAGCAGAGUCCGGACAGCCCUUGCAAAACCAAAUGCGGAGAUAGCGGUUGUCAGUGCGUGAGCAACAAGACCCUGGAGAGCAUGGACCAUCUUCUGCUCGUCUCUGAAACCGGUCACAUCGUCACCUGUCUUUGUGGAAAUUAUCAGGACUGGCUGCCAGUCGGUAUCCGUAGCUGGAUGCCAGUGUACAUCGAAUGGUCGAGAUCCUCGAAGGCAGGCCUCAAUUUCCGUGCGGCUUACGAGUUUAUCAAGGACACUUACUGCGGUUAUCACACAACGACAAAGCCGGAAGGCGAGGUGAAUGGCGGUGACUUGGCCAGCAGCGGCUUAAAGCUCAAUCAGUAUUAUCAACAGAAAUGCACGUGGAUUCUGAACUCCGUGACGGAUCGACAGGUCACCAUCGAAGUUAGAUCAACUCAGAACCGUCCCUGCACCGCGUGGAAUUUGACGAUACACGAGUACAGCAAGAACGGAGACCCGGCAGGGCCAAGAUUGCACACAUUUUGCUCGAGAGACACGUACAAAAAUUUCACUCUACCAUGGAAGACGAACACCGUGGUGGUUAGAUUGCAAGCACUAGGAAGGACAGCACCGGAAUAUACGAUGAAAUGGCGGAGCGAGUCUGUAAUUGCAAACACGCACAAGAGCGGGCCGUCGCCAGCACCGAAUCACGUGAUAGACUCCUCGACUGGAAAUGGACUACUAGAAGCGCGAAACCUAAUUCUAUUCGCUAUACUACUCGCUUACGUGGCCGGUUGUUGAGUCUACUCGACACACCGUGUCCUAUACACGUUCCUGUUCACAAUCAGAGACAAACUGUUGCGAACGAGCCUAAGAUUUGUACUAUUGUACCACACUAUGUGUGAACGAACUCGAACAUUAAUAUUAUCGUAAUGACUACGAUCGUGUUUCCUGAAAGUUCUUUCAGCAGUUCAGUUUUCUCGAAAAAUAGAAAAAUUUAUGGAUAGAAAUAUUUAAAGAGCGAAAUGAUUGCAUAAAACGAAAUUAUGGAAGUUUCAAAAGUUUUCAUAAAAUAUUACGUCACUGGUAUUGUGUGAAGUUUUCUAAAAGUUUAGAAGAGAAAAAGUGGGAAAAAAUCGUGCUCUUCUGAUGAAAUAUUAAAAUCAGUCGCCAUAAAAUUACCUCGCUUUUAAUCAUACAGGAACCGAAUGUAUUCUAAAUUAAAUAGAUUGCUCGAGAAUAAUUGCAAUUAAAUGAAAUUCAUUUCCAGUUCGUUUCUACGCAAAUAUUCGACAAUUAUUUUUUAAAUUGUAUAUUACUCGUCUGCAAUCUAUUUUUUCUUUUUUCAUUUAAAAUAGGAUUUCAUCGUACUGAACAAAAGAGAUAAUGAAAUGUAUAAUAAAGAUUAAUUUGCAAUCAUAGUUCUCGAGCAAACAAGAGCAUCGAAUGCUGAUCAAAGAAUACGAAAAUUCUAAAAUGAUUUAAUCGAAAGCUCAAAUAUUUUUCAAUUACCGAUAUUUUAGCGUAAUUGUUCGAAAUUGUCACACGUAGAUGAAUAUUAACAAGAUUAAAAUUUCAUCCGAUAAAUUCAAGAGAAUGAAUGGCAUGAAAUCGAAUUUUGGAAUUCAACGCUCUAGUCGAAUUACAUAUAUAUAAAUAUACAUAUAUAAAAAAUGAAUUAAAUGCGAAUCAGAGAAAAUAAGAGAGAAAUAUAUAUAUAUAAAUAUAAUUACAAAUCACACACUCGGUGUAUACCACUCGUUUUAAUUAUAAGAGUUUAAUAGAGCAUGUACAUAUUAUAUAUACAUAUACAUAUACAUAAAUUUAUAUACAGAUUGAGACAUUUAUAAAGAAAUAUUUAAAUAUUAUCUAUUCUUAUUAACAUUAUUUAUUUCUACAAUUAUUAAAGAUUAAAAAAUGACAAAAUUAUAUUAUAUUUUAUUAAAUUAUUCAUUUUCAUUAUAUAAUAUUCGCAUUAUAAAUCAAUAAUUUUUUAUAUAAUUGUUUUAUAUAUUAAAAUAUUUAAAAUUCUUUCUAUACGUCACAUUCUGUCAAUCGUAUAAAUAUACAUAAAUAUAAAUAUAGCAAGUAAAUAUAUAUGUACGAAAAGAAAUAAAAAAACGCGAUGCACGGAUUUGAAAUAGCGAAAAACCACGCGUCAUCAUUUUCACGCAAAUGCCAAAAUAAAUAUGUAAGAAAAGAAAUUCUAUAUUAUAGUUUGUAAAUACGUAAAUAGCAUAAAUAAGAUUUGUACAGAAUAUCAGGAAAUAUGUUAAGACCUCGAUAUAAUUGUAAAUUAUGCGGCAAUUUAUUGUAAAGAGCGAACUCAUGAACGGAAACAGAUUGUAUUUUAUCGAACGAGCCUCGAGUGUCCUAAGGCAAUAUUGCAAGUAAUUGUUAACACAUUUAUGGGAUUCUGUCAAAAAACUUUUUUUUCACGGUGAAAAAUAAUAUUUGUUUCACGAAAUGAAAAAUAAUUAAAUAAAAACUUCGAAUUUUUUAAAGAAAUAAUUAUUUCGUGAUCGAUUUCUGAAAAUGCGAUUGAUCGUAAAAUAAACGAAAUGGACUAGAACAUGAAUGUUUAAUAUAUUUAUCGAUUAAAAAAUAUAUAUUAAGCUAAAUGACACAGGCUUAUUGUAUUAAAAGAACCAUCCAACGAUGUGAAAAUGUUUCUAUUGGUUAAGUUUUAUAGCAUUACGAUAUUGCUGCCAUUAUUUGUACAUUAAUGUAAUAAGCCAUUCUUCGUUUAACGCAUUUAAAUAACAAUCUUUUAUAGGUUAUGGCUACCGUAUAUAUGGUAACUUCUAUUAUUUAUUUUUAGUAACAUUUUUAUACUUCGUAAUUACAAACUGUACCAUUUCGCAUCGAAACAAUGCAGUUAUAUUACCAGAGACUUUAAUGCCUGUUAAAAUUUCUAAUUAAAUCAUAACAUGUAUAAAACAAUCUCUUGUUGCGUGAAAUUCAUUCGAAUCAUUACAAACCUUCGAUAUUAUAUUAAUCUUAAGGUUUCUGUUAACAUUCUGUUUCAUUUAUUAUAUUCGAAUAAAUAUAAUUAAACGAUUUAUAGCACAAUUUCAUUGAUUAAUGGGAAUGUAUUUAUUACGAAAAAAAUUGAUAAUAAUAAUAAUAACUUUAAAAUUUUUUUUAGAAUUAAUUUAUAAUAUUAGCUAAUUGAAAGACUGAAAUUUAUCAGAAUGCAAGUUGAAGGCUAGUAAUGAUCGAAACAAUUAAUAAAUAAAAGAAUAGAAAUUUAUUCGUAAUAAAGGAUAAAAAUGUUUUGUAUAAUAAAAGACUAAGCGCUCGAAUAGAAGAAUAAUCGAUAGUCUCUUUUCUGCAACCUCGUCGAAACAGAGAUGAAAGUCACAAUGUAAUUAAUCAAUAUCAUUUUAAGAAGUGACAUUAUAAAAAAGAAGAGACAUACAUCAUUUAAUAAACAAUUUAUAUCAGCCAAACAAUAAUAGCAUGUGAUUUAAGUGACUUGUGUUUGAAAUCGUGAAUCGUUUCUGGACAAAAAUUUCAGUUGUUCACUCUAAAGAAUCAUUGAACGAAAAAUAAAAAGAUAUAAAGUUAUGAGUGGACCGUUCCUUUUUACAUUACUCGAUUACGUCCUAACAACGAUUGUAAUGCGAUCUGUUCCUUAAAUGAAUGUACCGGUUUUACACAAAAUACAUUUACCUUACAAAGGAAAGAUACAUGUUAUAUAUAUGUACUAGUCGCGUAUACUUAAGUCAGAAUAAAUAGUCAAUUGUUUCAUAUAAAGUACGAAUAAAAUAAAACAGAAAUCAGA